AUGUUUAAAUCUUUAUUAUUUACAACAAAUAAUAAUAAAUAACUUAAAUAUAACAAUGAAAAAGGUGGAUUUGUCAAAAUUUAAAAUACAAACAAGGAGUAGAUUAAACAAUAACAAAGAAUCAAACGAAACAGAAAUCAAUGUUUCUAAUAAAAUAAAAUCAAAAUAUAAGAAAAAACCGUUAAAUACAGAUACAGAACUUGGGAAGGAGUUAGUUGCUGCUGAUAAUAAUUUAGAAAAUGCGGUAAAAAUUAAACUAGAACCAAAAGUUGAAAAUUCACAAAAUAUCAAAGAAAAUAUUGAUAAUAAGCUCAAAAUAUCUAAACUAAAACGCGAACACAUAGAAAUUAAGUAUGAGGAACCAACAACGUCAAAAAUAAAACAAGGGGAUGGUAAACCAUAUAAUUGGGAAUUAAUUUUGAAAAACCUUAGGGAAAUGAGAAAAAAUGCAGAUGCUCCUGUAGAUAAAAUGGGUUGUGAUAAAUGUUCUGAUGAAGAGGCCUCUCCUAAAGUCAUACGAUACCAAUGCUUAUUAUCUUUAAUGCUAAGUAGUCAAACUAGGGAUGAAGUAACACAUGCUGCCAUGAUGAGAUUACGACAACAUGGUUGUAUGGUAGAUCAUAUAUUAGAAACAGAUGAUGAUGUAUUGGGGAAACUGAUAUAUCCAGUUGGAUUUUGGAAGAGCAAGGUAAAAUUCAUUAAAAAAACAACAGAGAUAUUAAAAAAUGAAUAUAAGGGUGAUAUACCAAAUACUGUAAAAGAUUUGUGUAAAUUACCUGGGGUGGGCCCCAAAAUGGCUCACUUGUGUAUGAAAUCAGCAUGGGGUAAAGUUACAGGAAUAGGUGUUGAUACUCAUGUGCACAGAAUAUCAAAUCGUCUAGGUUGGGUUGACACAAAAACCCCUGAAGAAACACGAAAAUCCCUAGAAGAUUGGCUACCCUUGGAAUUGUGGAGUGAAGUUAAUCAUUUACUGGUGGGUUUUGGGCAACAAAUCUGCCAACCAUUAAGACCACAAUGUCCCACAUGUUUAAACCAUGAAAUUUGCCCUUAUGGUAUAAAAUAUAUUAAUAACGAAUUACCUGUCAAGCCAAAAAAGAUUAAAGGAAAAUAA
Messenger RNA from Brassicogethes aeneus, 1111 nucleotides. Lineage: Eukaryota; Metazoa; Arthropoda; Insecta; Coleoptera; Nitidulidae. The record is from the annotation of a GenBank genome assembly.